Molecule: messenger RNA, 2220 nt
Organism: Aptenodytes forsteri (emperor penguin)
Lineage: Eukaryota; Metazoa; Chordata; Aves; Sphenisciformes; Spheniscidae
Gene: MEPE
Product: matrix extracellular phosphoglycoprotein
Biological process (GO): biomineral tissue development
Cellular component (GO): extracellular matrix
Molecular function (GO): extracellular matrix protein binding
Source: RefSeq, a predicted model, not a curated record
UGCCCCCAGGAGCUGCCCAAGAUGCAAACAGCCCUCAUUUGGCUGUGCCUGUGCCUGCUCAGCACGGCACUCUCGACACCUGUGCCGCCACCGCUGUCCGGGAGAGCUGCCAGGAACUGCGUGGGACAGCACCGGAUACUGCUGAAAGGCUGCAAUGCCAAGCAUGGCUUCUACGUUUUCAAAUAUGUCUACUCGUUUUCAACGCGGAGGAACCAGACGCAGAUAAAGAAGGAAGAGGCUGACAGCCAGAGCACCAUCCCCGGUCACCGGCUGGGUGAGGACAAUGCCAGGCGGGGGCCGACAGAGGAUGGGGUGGCCCCAGAGAGAGGUGACAAUGGCAGCACCAAUGCGAUGGAGAAUGGGACCGGCCUCAAGCCCAAAAACCGCAGUGCCCCAGGCAUUGGUGGGGAUGCUCACAGUGCUCGCCCAGGCACCGGCACGCGAGCGCGCGGUGGUGUCGGUGUCGCGGGUCCCACCCCGGCCAGCUCAGAGGGCAGCGGCGACCUGGAUUUGGUAGUUGAAGUUGAAGAUGGUGUUUCCAUUCUCCCCCAGGGUGGACACCCCGGCAAGGCCGUGGCAGGGAACAGGACCAGUGUCAGGAGUGAGGACAGGAACGAUGGUGCCCCCAGGGGGGUUCCAGUGGAGGGGGCCACAACAGCCGGGAGGGAGAGGGCCCCCACCACCGGAGGGGCUGGGGAUGAGGGCAGCGGUGAGGCCACUGUCCCUGGCCAAGAGCAGGAGGGUGACAUGCGGGGCACAGGGAUGGGAGGCGCCACUCUCGCCUCCAUCACCGAGAACAUGGAGGAUGUCCAAGUUGACGCCAAAGGUGUGGAUGAAUACACUUACAUCCCUGACUCGGGCAGUGUCACUGUCACCCACGGGAAGGUGGGCAGCACAGUGAGGGCCACCAGCUUCACCCAAAUCUCUCCGGACAAGGACGACGAGGUCAACAUCUUCAUUGGGAGGGCCAACAUCCAUGUCGGGGAGCAAGAAACCACCCAGGCUAGUGCCACUGUUGGCAACGAAGAUGACAGCAUCCCCACUGCGGGAACCAGCAGCUCCCUGCCCGGGCUGGGCAUCACUGCAGCACAUGAUGGCAAUGACAAUGGUGGCAUCUCUGCCCACGGGCAGCCUGAAGGACCGGCCACCACAGCCACCCCAAGCCACAGGGACAGCGUCAUCAGCAGCCCUGGGGAUGGCCGUCCCACAGGAGAUGAAGAUGGUGCCACCACCACUGGUGAUGGAGAAGGACUGGUGGCCCCCAGCCCCUGGAGGGUUGCUGGUGGUGAUGUUACCAUCCCUGUGGGGGCUGGCAUCCGCGGGAAUGGUGAUGAUGAGGUGAGAGGUGAGGGGCAGAGGUUCGAGGGGAGGCCAGGCCGCCUGGCUGUCACCACCCCCCGCCAGGGGGGUGACAAGGAGGCUGCUGCCGCUGUCUCAGCUGAGGGGGCCAGCAUCCACCUGGGUGCCACCAUGGCCUCCCCCGGGAUGAGCGAGGGGGACUGCACCACUGCCCUGGGGAUGGCCGGCAGCCGCAAAGCAGGCACGAGCGCGUUGGGGAAAGGGGGAAGUGGGAAGGUGGGGCCAGCCACCCCCCAGCCCCGUGGGGAGGGAUGGCCGGGGGCAGGGACGAGGGUCCAGCCAGGGGCAGCCGGGCUGGACAAGCCACUCAAGACGGACAAAGUGCCGUCCCCACGCAGGAAAGCUGGCAGCUGGGUGUCGAGUGGGGCCCAGGUGAGGGCUGGCAGCCAUGGCAGCGAUGCCGGGGGGAGGCCACGCGCCGCCGAAGCAGGGGGCAGCCUCCCUCCGCAGGCAGGGCGAGCCGGGGGCAGUGUGGCAGGGGGCGAAGGCAAGGAGCGGGGGCGAGGUGGCGAGGCUGGGGUGGCAGUGGCAGGGGCCGGGGUCGGCCGCCUCCCUGGGCACCGUGGCAGGAGGCCGGGGGCCAGGAUGCCAGGGGCGUUUGCAGCGCUGGGUCACAGCAGGCAGGUGGACCAGGUGAAGCGCGCCAACGAGCUCCACGUCCGCGAGCGGGCCUUUUACGGCCUUGGCGCGGCAGGGGGCAGCCCCAGCAGCCCCUAUGCUGGCCUUGGGAGUGCCGACAGCAGCCAAUCCUCCGAGGGGGAGCAGGGCAGCCACAGCGACAGCCGACAGACGGGACUGCGGCCCUCGGGGUGGGGAGCCCCGGGGCACCCCCACGGCCACUGGAGCCGGGGGACCCUCUGA